Brenthis ino (lesser marbled fritillary) is the source of this 1179-nucleotide messenger RNA. The record is from the annotation of a GenBank genome assembly. NCBI's taxonomy places the organism in Eukaryota, Metazoa, Arthropoda, Insecta, Lepidoptera, Nymphalidae.
AUGGCAGUUUCAAAAUCAACUAACACCUAUAAUCGUCAAAAUUGGGAAGAUUCCGACUUCCCUAUUUUAUGUCAAACAUGUCUUGGAGAUAACCCAUAUAUAAGAAUGACUAAAGAGAAAUAUGGCAAAGAAUGUAAAAUUUGUGCCCGUCCAUUCACAGUUUUCCGUUGGUGUCCAGGAGCAAGAAUGCGUUUCAAGAAAACUGAAAUUUGCCAAACAUGCUCUAAACUUAAAAAUGUAUGCCAAACAUGUCUUUUAGAUCUUGAAUAUGGUUUACCUAUUCAAGUUAGAGAUGCUGCGCUUAAAAUACAAGAUGAUUUACCUCGGAAUGAGGUCAAUAAAGAAUAUUAUAUUCAGAAUUUAGAUAGCCAAAUGUCUAAGUUUGAUUCCACCCAGCCAAGUAACUCUGCAUUGAAGUCUAAGGGUGCUUCUGACCUUUUAUUAAGAUUAGCAAGGACUGCACCAUAUUAUAAACGGAAUAGACCUCAUGUGUGUUCAUUUUGGGUGAAAGGUGAAUGUAGAAGAGGCGAAGAAUGUCCAUAUAGACAUGAGAAACCAACUGAUCCUGAUGAUCCAUUGGCCGAUCAAAACAUUAAAGACAGAUACUAUGGAGUAAAUGAUCCUGUAGCUGAAAAGCUGAUGCGUCGUGCUGCUGCUAUGCCAGCUUUACCUCCACCAGAAGAUAGAACUGUCACUACCCUAUACAUUGGCAACUUACCAGAAAAUAUAACCGAGGAAGAGUUGAGAGGCCAUUUCUAUCAGUAUGGAGAGAUACGCUCCCUCACACUAGUGCCGAGAGCACAAUGUGCAUUUGUACAAUACACCACAAGGAGUGCUGCAGAACAUGCGGCAGAGAAGACUUUCAAUAGGCUAGUAAUUGCUGGGAAGAGACUCACUAUUAAAUGGGGCAAAUCACAAGGACGUCAAGGAUUGAGUGACAAGAAUGAGUCAGCUCCAGCGUUAGAGCCAGUGCCGGGACUGCCAGGGACUCUGCCACCACCGCCUGCAUUCUUACAUCCAUUCCCACCGCAGAUGCCGCCGCCCAGCCGGCCGAACGACUUCUUCAACCUGCAGUACGCGGGCUGGGCGUGGGGCGCGCCGCCCGCGCCGCCGCCGCUGCACUACCCCUCGCAGGACCCGGCGCGCCUCGGCCACGCGCACGCCAACACGCCGCAGACG